UGAAAGAUGCAUAAUAUUCGGGCUGUUAAUCUAAACUCAUCAUUUGGGAAACACCCUCAGGAUAAGAUAACAAUCAUCGAAUUGAAAAUAUUUUCCCACUCUAUUGAGCCAUUCGAGCCGACACAUUUGCUCCACAUUGUAUGCGUUCUGGCCAUUUUGUCAGUUUCCAUAGCUUUCAGUAAGUGCAGCAACAAACAAUUUCACAUCCUUGCUGAUUAUUCUGAAGCGAUGACACAACCCAUUUACAUCUCGAUUAUAGAGGUUCAAUGUUUUUUUUUUUGAAAUCUAUGAAAUAUGCGACUCCAUACAGUAACUUCUUGUUGUUGUUGUCCAUCAUUGACCACAUCUUGUAUAACAAAAACAUAAUGCCUGCAAAUGAAAUCAUCUUCAGCUAUGCUAAAUCUGCGACCUCGACCUCGAACCGACAUGUUGGAUUUGUGGAGUGAAAGAAUGGAGAUUGAAGAAAUGAUGUGAAUUGAAAUGAAAUUUGAUAUUGUAUUUAUAGGAUGAUGAAAUGAUGACCGUUAGAUGAAAUGAUAUUUAUAGAAUGGAGAUUGAAGAAAUGAUGUGAGUCUAAACCGCUGCCGGUGGAAAGUAGACCGAUUUGUUUUUCCUAAACCACUCGACCGCUCGGUAGAAGCUUGACCUGCUUGUUUGCCAGCUUCAUAAUGGGUACAAAACUGGCAAACAAGCCAGCUUGUUGUGCCCAUAGGAAGUGGCCUAAGGGGCAGAUUUACUGGUUGAAUGUUCCAUGGUUGUUCACGGGAGACAAAUCACUGGACACAUCCCAAGCUCAAAUUAGUAUUUCUGAUUAUUUACGAAGCAUAAAGGCUCUCCCUCUAGAUUCCCUCAAAACAGGAAAGAAAAUACAGCUGUUGGUAGUUCUUUACAUUGAAAUUGAAGGAUUUUUAGAAGCAAAUCAAAAGAAUAUAUUCUCCAUUAAUGUCAAUUGUAAAUAAAGAUUUUUACCUGUACUCUGCACAACUAUAAGUGCGUUGUCUUGAUUCUUACACAGAUAAGUGAGAUUUAAUUUUAAUCUUAUUCUAGUCCGCCAUUAAUACUUUAUCUAUGCGGAUAUCAAGUUUCUCUGUUUUUCUAUCAAAUUCUAAAAAACCUUUUCACCAGAUCUGUUCUGCCACAAAAACCAUAUCAAUUUGCUAUGAAAAUCAUCACAGACCCAAUACAUCAACAAAUCAUUGUUUCCGAAAUGGCAACAAGUUUAGAAAAUUCUCAUCAAUCCCCAAUAAUAUCUCUGAUAUUGCAACAACAUGUUCCUCAUUUAAUCAAGAUCAUCAUCACCAGAAACCCAUUAUUACUCAAAAAGAUGAUGAAACAUGGUUAAAGAUACUUGAAGAAGCUAGAUCUGAUGUUGAAAACGAACCCAUUUUAUCAGAAUACUAUUCGAGAUCGAUUCUAUCUCAUACUUCUUUAGAAAGUUCAUUAGCUAAUCAAAUCGCAAUGAAACUAAGCAACUCAAAUCUCCAAACCAGCACCCUUUCAGAAAUCUUCCUGGGUAUUUUGAAUGAAGAUGAAGAAAUAAAAAAAUCCAUCAGACUCGAUUUGAUGGCAGUCAAAGAAAGAGACCCAGCUUGCAUCAGUUACGUUCAUUGUAUUCUAAACUUCAAAGGGUUCUUGGCAAUCCAAACACACCGAAUCGCGCAGAAAUUAUGGUCACAAGACAGGAAAACACUAGCUCUGUUAAUCCAAAACAGAGUUUCAGAAAUAUUCGGUGUUGAUAUUCACCCGGCUGCGAAAAUCGGACACGGGAUAUUACUCGAUCACGCAACCGGUGUUGUCGUCGGAGAAACGUCGGUGAUCGGAAACAAUGUGUCGAUUCUGCAUAAUGUGACGUUAGGUGGAACCGGAAAUGUUUGUGGCGAUAGGCAUCCCAAAAUUGGUGAUGGUGUUUUGAUAGGUGCGUGUACUUCUAUAUUAGGGAAUGUUAAGAUUGGUGAAGGUGCUAAAAUUGGUGCGGGAUCCGUUGUUUUGAAAGAUGUGCCUGCGAGAACUACUGCUGUUGGUAAUCCUGCUAGGUUGCUUGGAGGUAAAAAGAAUCCGUCCAAGUUGGAUAAAAUUCCUAGUUUUACUAUGGAUCAUACUUACUCUUUUUUGAGUGAUUCUCAUGAUUAUGUAGUUUAAAUUAAAGUUUAUAAAAUGUAGUUUAAAUUAAAGUUUAUAAAAUAAAGUGAAACUCCA
Molecule: messenger RNA, 2196 nt
Organism: Papaver somniferum (opium poppy)
Lineage: Eukaryota; Viridiplantae; Streptophyta; Magnoliopsida; Ranunculales; Papaveraceae
Product: serine acetyltransferase 1, chloroplastic-like
Exons: 1
Coding region: 1069-2139 (356 amino acids)
Cellular component (GO): cytosol; cytoplasm
Molecular function (GO): L-serine O-acetyltransferase activity
Source: RefSeq, a predicted model, not a curated record